Phragmites australis (common reed) is the source of this 2373-nucleotide messenger RNA. RefSeq names its product O-fucosyltransferase 29-like. The coding region runs from base 184 to 1671 and encodes 495 amino acids. The transcript has 9 exons. NCBI's taxonomy places the organism in Eukaryota, Viridiplantae, Streptophyta, Magnoliopsida, Poales, Poaceae. The record is from RefSeq and is a predicted model, not a curated record.
CUCCACUCCCCCGUUCCCGUUCACACGACCUGCCUCCGGCCUCCGCGUCCUGUCGCCAUGGGCGCACCCUCCGCGAGCUCCACGAUCUAGCGCCGCGGCUCGCACUGCGGCGUCGGCGACCUGGAGGGGAACCGUGGAUGCAGAUAGCAGGUUGUCUGGGGGCACGAGCUUGUAGGGCGCGGCAUGGGGAGGAAGCCUGACGCCGCGAAGCCGCACUCCUGCGCUGGCGCUGCAUCGCCGAGGGCGGCGAGGAGGGCGCCGCCUUCUCCGGUGUUCCUGGGAACGGCCCUGUUCGUUCUAGGGUUUGUGUCCCUGUUCACGGGACACGUGGUCACCGACGCCGACUGGUCGCGGGUCCGGAGCCGGUGGCGAUCCGAGCAGCUUAGAAACAACGAGCCCAUUGAUAUUUGGAAAUCGAGGUAUUCCAACAUGUACUACGGAUGCAGCGGGAGAAGCGUGAAUUUCAGAUCUGCUGUGCUGGAGAAUAAUUCUACUGGUUACUUAUUGAUUGCUACUAGCGGAGGGCUAAAUCAGCAGCGUAUAGGGAUAACAGAUGCUGUUGUUGUUGCCUGGAUUUUGAAUGCCACACUUGUUGUACCUGAGUUAGACCACCACUCUUUCUGGAAGGAUGACAGUGACUUCUCUGACAUUUUUGAUGCGGACUGGUUCAUUUCCUACCUAUCAAAGGAUGUAACUAUUGUUAAAAGGAUUCCUUAUGAGGUGAUGACAUCGAUGGAUAAACUCCCAUGGACCAUGCGGGCGCCUAGGAAAUCGUUGCCUAAGUUUUACAUUGGUGAAGUUUUGCCAAUACUCAUGCGAAGGCGAGCUUUGCAAUUAACCAAAUUUGAUUAUAGGCUCACUAGUGAGCUUGAUGAAGAUCUGCAAAAGUUACGUUGCCGAGUAAAUUUUCAUGCAUUAAGAUUUACGAAAUCCAUACACACUCUGGGUCAGAAACUCGUGCACAAGAUGAGACUCAUGAGCUCGCGAUAUGUUGCCAUUCACCUGAGGUUUGAACCUGACAUGCUUGCGUUUUCUGGCUGUUACUACGGUGGUGGUGAAAGAGAAAGAAAGGAACUGGGUGAAAUUAGGAAACGAUGGGAUACAUUGCCUGAGUUGAGUGCUGAGGAUGAGCGCAGUAGGGGGAAAUGCCCAUUGACUCCUCAUGAAGUUGGUUUAAUGCUCCGAGCUCUUGGUUUUGGCAAUGACACAUACCUGUAUGUUGCUUCUGGAGAAAUAUAUGGUGGAGAGGAAACUCUCAAGCCUCUCAGGGAACUCUUUCCAAAUUUCUACACCAAGGAGAUGCUUGCUGGGGAUGAUUUGAAACCGUUCCUUACUUUUUCUUCACGGUUGGCUGCAACUGACUUCAUCGUAUGUGAUGAGAGUGAUGUCUUUGUUACAAAUAAUAAUGGAAACAUGGCCAAGGUUUUAGCUGGCCGAAGGCGAUACAUGGGCCACAAGAGAACUAUUCGCCCAAAUGCAAAGAAACUCAAUGUAUUGUUUCAGAGACGGAAUAAGAUGGGUUGGGAUAUGUUUUCACGGAAGGUAAAGAAAGUCCAGAGGGGUCUUAUGGGGGAACCGGAUGAUAUCAGACCAAGACAGGAUGAUUUCCAUGAAUUUCCAUCAUCUUGCAUCUGCGUAAGGAAACCUGGGAACAUAUCGGUCACAACAUGAACUGAAAACUUGACACCGCACAAGUGAGGUAGACAACUGGAGCAUGCUGCGUAGUUGGGCAUGGGUUUGUUGCACUGGGGGAAAUGUAUGUUUGCUAAGGAAGAAACAUGUUGGAAUUUAUGAUUUGGAACAACCAGGACAGGGAUGCAUAAUGCAUAUAUGAAGAAACAGAUACCAUGGGCCGGUCCCAUCAAACUGGUGGCCUUGUAGAGAUGACUGACGAGUUGCAGCUCCGGUUUGGUUAAAUUAGUUGUUAACUUAAACCCAAGAAACUACACACGAAGGAGAGUUGCCAGCUUGAGAUGUGCAAUGCCUGUAAAUUUUAUUUUAUACAUGAUUGAUUCAUCAGAGACGGUGUGCUUCUGUCAGUUGAUCUUCAGUCUGAGUUAAGCCUCAAGGCAGUUCACUUGUCCGCAGAAGGACAAUGGCCACUCGCCUACUCCACGUGCUGUGAUUACUGUACCUUGCGCCUUUUGGAAGAUAACUGCAGUGUGUUCUUAUUACUGGAUUGUAAGAUAACCAAUGCCAAGCCACGUUCAACUUUUUCCUUUUUCCUGUCUCAUGAUCAUGUAAUUUAUCAACAAGGAAAAGUCAUUCUGGUUUAUUAAAUCAAUAGGUGUGGAUAUAUGCCAUAUUUCAUUGUCGUCUGCUUUAUUGGUGGUUAUGCAAUAAAUAUCUCAAGCUGUGGACCGUUCUCGUUUA